GUCUAGUCUAGUCUAGUCUAUUCCCCCAACAACUCGACUCCAACCUCCGUCCUCCUCCCUCCUCGCCCCCGUCGAAUCCAUCGAGGCGAGGAAAAACAGGAGAGGCUGUUAGGGUUCCGGAUGGACGGGCCCAGAAGCUUCUAGAACCGCAGGCUUGCUCGGGACGGUGCGGCGCGGCGCGGCGGGCGAUGGAGGACGAGAAGGCGAGGGGGCUGUCCUCGGCGGCGUCGCCGCUCAUCCCGCCGCCGUCCUCGGAGAUCGACCUCGAGGCCGGCGCCGGGGACCAGCUCCAGUGCCGGAUCUGCCUCGAGACCGACGGGAGGGACUUCAUCGCGCCCUGCAAGUGCAAGGGCACCUCCAAGUACGUGCACCGCGACUGCCUCGACCACUGGAGAGCCGUCAAGGAGGGAUUUGCAUUUUCUCAUUGCACCACCUGCAAGGCUCCUUAUUAUUUGAGGGUUCAUGUCCACACUGACAGGAAAUGGCGAACAAUGAAGUUUCGUUUCUUUGUUACUAGAGAUAUACUAUUCAUCUUUGCUCUAGUCCAGUUUGUCAUCUCUGCAUUGGCUUAUUUGGUACAUUUGAUUGAUGGGUACCAGCAAUAUUGGUUGAGGACGUCCUGGGGUUUUGAUAAUGAAGUUAGUUUUUAUUAUAUAUGUGGAGCUUUGUUGUUCUUUGCUUUACUCGGGUUAUCGGGAUGCUUCAUAACGUGUUAUGACCGAAGAGUGCGGAGUGACUUGGCUCAGCCUUGUCGAGAACUUUGUCUCUGUUGCUGCCAACCAGGGAUGUGUGCGGAUUGUCAUCUUCCUGGCACCCUUUGCAUGUGGACCGACUGCACCACAUGCUUUGAAGGCUGUGCAACAACAGCUGGGGAGUGCGGCGGUUGCUUGGGAGGCGCAGGGGAAGCAGGGCUACCAUUGCUCCUCAUAAUGGGAGUGAUCGUGCUGGGGCUGUUCACAGUCGUCGGCAUCUUCUACAGCGUACUGGUGGCAACUAUGGUAGGGCAGAGGAUCUGGCAAAGGCACUACCACAUCCUCGCCAAACGAAUGCUAACAAAGGAAUAUGUUGUGGAAGAUGUUGACGGUGAACGCACAGAUUGGUCUCCGCCACCGCUCCCUGCUGAGCAUGUCCAGCAGCUCAAGUCCCUGGGACUCCUAUAGCCCAUGCCAUCGAGUUGAUGGCUGUUGACGAUGACCUAAGUUCAGGACCAGCGCGGCGCGACACUGCCCCAGCUGUACAGGAAGCAAAUACCAAGCUGAUGGCAGGGCGUUUCUUGUAUCUGCACUUCCGCAGCCCAACGUGGCGUGUGAGACCGUCGGUCUUUUUUGUACAUUGUAACAGGGAAAAUGACAACACCUUGAUUUUAUACAAAUGAGUGGUUUACUCAACUGAGUUCAGAUCA
Lolium perenne is the source of this 1402-nucleotide messenger RNA. RefSeq lists its product as uncharacterized. Gene Ontology annotation, molecular function: zinc ion binding. The record is from RefSeq and is a predicted model, not a curated record. NCBI's taxonomy places the organism in Eukaryota, Viridiplantae, Streptophyta, Magnoliopsida, Poales, Poaceae.